Coniophora puteana RWD-64-598 SS2 is the source of this 2247-nucleotide messenger RNA. RefSeq lists its product as uncharacterized. Gene Ontology annotation, molecular function: protein binding. The annotation marks the transcript as partial. The transcript has 3 exons. The record is from RefSeq and is a predicted model, not a curated record. Lineage: Eukaryota; Fungi; Basidiomycota; Agaricomycetes; Boletales; Coniophoraceae.
AUGGAAUCGAGCUCCAAAGGUCCGCGAUCCGCACACGACCCCUGGUUGAGGCUUUCGCAGGAAUGCGCCCACGGCGCUAUCUACGACUCGAACGAACGUCAGCCCCACUCUCAGUGUCUGGAAGGCACGAGGGUCGACCUUUUACAGCAUCUCAAGGAUCUGGUUGACGAUGGAAGACGCAAGGUGGUCUGGGUCUCGGGAGAGUCUGGGUCGGGGAAGUCGACCGUAGCCCACACGCUUGCCGACGGGCUUCGCGCGGAAGGCAAGCUCGUCGGCACAUUCUUUUUUUCUAGGAAGCAUACCAAGCGCAGUACCUUCAACUAUGUCCUCCUCACUUUAGCCUAUCAGAUCGGUCUCCAUCACCCUAUAGCCAGAGAGACCAUCGUUAAAGCCAUCUCCGAUGACCCUGCAUUGCUUUCUCCCGACAAAUCACGUCACGACUUGUUGGUGAAGCUCAUCAUGGAGCCUAUGCGAGAGCUAGCCAUCAUCUGGAAAGACACGCCCGACAUGUCUAUCGUCUUCGACGCUCUGGACGAAGGCGCUAAUAGCGGCACGGACCUUAUACGCCCGUUCAUACUCCUCCUCGCGCGUCUUGUGAAAGAUGCUUCUCUCCCGGUUCUCAAUAUCAUCAUCACUAGUCGACCCUGGCCCGAGAUCCGUGCUGUUAUGGGUAACCCCAACGUUUCGCCCGUUCUCGAGACUGUUCUUGUCGAGCGUUUCGACUCGCAUGAGGACGUCGUACGCUUCCUCCGACACUCGUUCGAUCACGUAUACGACACCUGUCUCCGUGCUUUCUCCAUUCCCGGGCCAUGGCCCCCCGAAGUCGAUUUUCAGAUACUCUCUGAGCAGGCCCAUGGCCGCUUCAUCUUCGCUGCUACCGUCAUUCGAUUUAUAGGUCAGGAUGAGCCCCAGAGCCGCCUUCGGCUGAUCUGCAGCAUGCUACGCCGCAACACGUCACAAGACAUGGGAGACGUACAUCAUUUAUAUUCUUCUAUCAUUGACGAAGUCGACCCUUUGACGCGCGCCAAGGGGAUGAAGUAUCUCUCCCUUAUCAUCAACCUCGCUGAACCUCUCGCCAUCUCUGACUUGGACCAACUCUUUGGUGAUCAUGUCCAUUCAUAUCUUAUCCCCUUUUCCGCUCUCAUAUCUGUCCCUCCUCCUGGCUCUCCCGGUCCGGUUGAAGUGUUUCACUCGUCCCUCCGGGACUUCCUGCAACAGAAAGAGCACGAUGACGUCACAGCUAUCCACAACCGUCUGGCGUUGUCGUGCUUUCAAACGAUGCGUGCGCUGCUAAAGCGUGACAUCUGCGGUUUGAACGACCCUUCAUUGCUCCAUGACGAGAUUCCGGACUUUGCUCAAAAGCGCGACUCCAUCCCUAGAGCACUCCGCUAUGCGUGUCUUUAUUGGCUUCAUCAUGUCCAGCUCACUCAGCCUACGAACGAGAUCCAGGGACACUUAUUCGACUUCCUUCGCCAUUGUGUCCUCUUCUCGAUCGAAGCCUACGCAGUAAUCGGUGAGCUCCGUCGUGGAAUAACGAUCUUUUAUGAGGCAAGGGGGCUAGUCGCGGAUUGGCCCGGAGGCUCGUUUGCUCAAAAGGAUGACACUGUCGCUCUGCUACAUGACAGCUGGAGGCUCACUUUAACCUUCUUCGACGCUAUCAGCAUUUCCGCUCUUCACGUGUAUGAGUCAGCUCUUCCUUUCAGUCCGAAAAACUCCAAGAUCCGUCAAGUCUACAGCCACUACUUUGAAACAGAAACUGCGUUUAUAUUCGAAGAGGGUCUGGACGAUGAAUGGGGAUGUUUUAUGCACAAGAUCAAUACUGAAACUUGGAGUCUUAAGGUUGCUAUGUCGCCUGAUACAUCGCAAAUUGCUGCUAUUACAGAAGAUUCGGUACGUGUUUGGAACACGGCGACAGGAGUGCUGGUUGCGUCACUUCCCUUCAGCACUUCAAACCUUGGGAUACGCGACAUCAUGCACAACGGUUCUCUUGUAGCGUUUCCUGGACAUGUGCUUGGGGAUACUAGUGAUACACCCGUUUGUCUGGUCUGGCGACCAUCCGACGGAGAGGUUUUCUCAUUUUGUACCAACAGGCCGCCAACAGGGUUGUUAAAGGAUCGAACUCGUAUAGCUCUUCCUUCUAAUGGGGAUACGGUCGCAUGCUUCAGUGUCGACAAGGAUGGUCUGUUCCCUUUGAUAGAAGUCUUUGAGGUAGCUACCAAGGAACUGUUGUCGUAUAUUCAACUUCAC